AUGCAAAAAAAACUUGAACGUAAACAACGUCUUAUGCAUGAAUUGCCAUAUUAUGCACAUUUUUCACCAUGGCGUAAACAUUUACAUGAUCUAUGCAUUAGUAAAUAUUUUGUUUUAAUUAUUGCUGUUAUUAUUGGUUUUAAUGUUAUUACAAUGUCACUUGAAUUUUAUCCUACACCAUUUGACUUGGAUAAAUUGCUUGAAUAUUGUAAUUAUGUAUUUACGUUUGUAUUCUUACUUGAAUUUAUAUGGAAAAUUGUUGCACUUGGAUCAUCACGUUAUUUUAAAGAUAAGAUACUCAAACUACUGAAAAUGGCCAAAGGUAUUCAAGCUCUAUUAGAUACUGUUAUGCAAGCUCUUCCACAAGUUGGAAAUUUGGGUCUUCUAUUUUUUCUUUUUUUCUUUAUCUUUACUAUACUUGGUGUUGAAUUAUUUGGAAAAUCAGAAUGUAGCGAAGAACAACCAUGUAGUGGUCUCAAUAAACAUGCACAUUUUAAAAAUUCUGGCAUAGCUCUUCUUACAUUAUUUCGUAUAGCAACAGGUGAUAAUUGGAAUGGUAUUAUGAAAGAUUCAAAUACGAUGAUAGCUGAUGAUGCUGAAAUGGAUGAAGAAAUUGAACGACAACUUGAAUCUGAUGUACAUGAUGAAAAUUAUGUUGGUCAAUUAUUACUAGAUGUGAAUGCACUUGAUGUAAAAGAAAAAGUAAAAUUUACAAAGUUAUAA
Messenger RNA from Rotaria sp. Silwood1, 723 nucleotides. The record is from the annotation of a GenBank genome assembly. Lineage: Eukaryota; Metazoa; Rotifera; Eurotatoria; Philodinida; Philodinidae.